Amaranthus tricolor (Joseph's coat) is the source of this 1058-nucleotide messenger RNA. Its product is annotated as HMG-Y-related protein A-like. Gene Ontology annotation, molecular function: nucleosomal DNA binding; double-stranded DNA binding. The coding region runs from base 203 to 739 and encodes 178 amino acids. Gene Ontology annotation, biological process: chromosome condensation; nucleosome assembly; negative regulation of DNA recombination. Lineage: Eukaryota; Viridiplantae; Streptophyta; Magnoliopsida; Caryophyllales; Amaranthaceae. Gene Ontology annotation, cellular component: nucleolus; nucleus; nucleosome. The transcript is spliced from 2 exons. The record is from RefSeq and is a predicted model, not a curated record.
UCUUGUUUCUCCUAUAACCUUGUAUUACAUUCAUUCAUUCAUUCAUUCCUAUGAUUCCACUUUCUUGAUUCACACCACUCACAUAAAAAAGUCUUUCUCUCCUCUUCCUACAAAACACUGGUGCCUGGUGGUGGGGUCUCCAUCUCAGACUCUUUUUCCUCCCUCAAACAACACAACAUCCCAACUUCAAUGGCUACUGAAGAUGUCUAUAAACUUCCUCCCUAUCCCGAGUUCCUUUGGGCAGUUGAUUAUUGAAGCUAUAGAUGCCUUAAAUGAGAAAAUGGGUUCAAACAAGACUUCUAUCUCAAAAUACAUUGAAUCCAAGUACCCGAACUUGCCUGCUGGACACUCAACGCUGCUGAAACAUCAUUUAAACAGAAUGAAAGAAACCGAAGAGCUUAUUUUCUGGAAAAACAACUACAUGAAGCCUGAUCCCAACUUUAUCCGUCGUGGACGUGGAAGGCCUCCUAAGCCCAAGGAGCCAGGCAUGCAAACUUCUAGUAGCCCAGCUAGGCCCAGGGGUCGACCAAGAAAAGACGAGUAUGAUGCUGGUGAUGUUCCUAUUCAGGUCCCUGCUGCAACAACCGAUCCUGUGAAGAAGCAGAAAGUGUCCCCAUCCGAAGAUUUUGGAGGUAGCUUCGAUAGCAUCGGUAUGGGCUCAAACUCGAAAACCGGAAGGCCAAGAGGUAGGCCCCCAAAGGUGAAGCCUCAACUAGGAGGUGAAGGGGUUUCAGCCUAAGGAGGCUGAGUGAAAGAAUAGUGUUAAGUGUUAACUUGUAGCAAAGAUCUGAUUUGUAGCAAAGUAACCUCAUUGUGUUAUUAGGAUUCCGUUAAGGUUUGUACGAUGUGUUGAGACAAUCCCCAUUGGCGGUGACUAGUGUUUAGUGUGUUGGUUUGGUUUGAUUUAGUUUACGAUGGGAGAGAAGGCUUAGGCCAUUGUGUAAUGUGUAGGUGUAAUUUGGGUGUACAUUGUGAAUUUGUUUGUUUCUUCUAAUGCUGAUGCCUUUUGAGAAAGGACAACAUUGAUUCUGAUUUAAAGUACUCCCCAUUUAUAUGUC